Messenger RNA from Cuculus canorus (common cuckoo), 3548 nucleotides. RefSeq names its product RCC1 and BTB domain containing protein 1 (gene RCBTB1). The transcript is spliced from 13 exons. The record is from RefSeq and is a predicted model, not a curated record. Lineage: Eukaryota; Metazoa; Chordata; Aves; Cuculiformes; Cuculidae. Bases 361 to 1974 code for a protein of 537 amino acids. Gene Ontology annotation, molecular function: protein binding.
UGACCGUGCCGCAGCGCACAAUAGGCGGGGAGGGAAAGCGGAGGGAAGAGAGGGGUGUCAGGUGGCGGCGCGCGCGAACGGUGAAGCGGGAGGCGGAGUGUCACGUGACGGCGGUGACCACCGCUCCAAGAGCGCGACGAUACCGGCACCGGCAAGCGACCCUGACCCUGCCGGGGGCACCGCUGUGGCCGGGAUAUGUUGAAAAGAACUUCAUUGAAGAAAAUAUUUUUCUUAAUACCCAGUUUGACAUGUUUGUGCCUUGCCAAUUGUAUAUUAUGUGGGACAAAUUAAAUAAGUAGUCAGAAGGGAUAAUUACUUGGUCUGCUCAAAAAGCAAUGUCAUCUUACAUGUAGAAAAGUCAUGACCCACAGCAGCAUCAUGGUGGAUGUAGGCAAGUGGCCAAUAUUUACCUUACUGUCACCUCAAGAAAUAGCGUCUAUUCGGAAAGCAUGUGUGUUUGGUACGUCAGCCAAUGAAGCAAUAUACAUAACGCACAAUGAUGAGGUAUUUGUUUUUGGACUGAACUGCAGUAAUUGUUUAGGAACUGGAGAUAAUCAGAGCACAAUAGUACCAAAGAAAUUAGAAGCCUUAUGUGGAAAGAAGAUUUCCAGUCUCAGUUAUGGAAGUGGACCCCAUGUUGUACUUUGCACUGAAGAUGGUGAAGUGUAUGCUUGGGGACAUAAUGGUUACAGCCAGCUCGGGAAUGGCACAACCAAUCAGGGCAUUACUCCCAUUCAAGUUUGCACAAAUCUGUUAAUAAAGAAAGUAGUGGAAGUAGCUUGUGGCUCUCAUCAUUCCAUGGCGCUGUCGUUUGAUGGGGAUCUGUAUGCCUGGGGCUAUAAUAACUGUGGUCAAGUUGGAUCUGGAUCUACAGCAAACCAACCAACUCCUCGUCGAGUUUCAAACUGUUUACAGGGUAAAAUGGUCGUUGGCAUUGCUUGUGGUCAAACUUCCUCCAUGGCUGUAGUAAACAACGGUGAGGUUUAUGGCUGGGGUUACAAUGGUAAUGGUCAGCUUGGUCUUGGAAACAAUGCCAAUCAGCUAACACCCUGCAGAGUGGCAGCGUUACAUGGGGUGUGUAUACUCCAGAUUGCCUGUGGCUACGCACACACACUAGCACUAACAGAUGAGGGUUUGCUCUAUGCCUGGGGAGCUAACACUUAUGGGCAGCUGGGAACUGGCAAUAAAAGUAACCAGCUAAGCCCCAUGCAGAUCAUGAUGGAAAAAGAAAGGGUUGUGGAGAUCGCAGCCUGCCACUCUGCCCACACGUCAGCUGCCAAGACCCAGAGUGGCCAGGUGUACAUGUGGGGCCAAUGCCGUGGGCAAUCCGUGAUCUUUCCCCAUCUCACUCACUUUGCCUGCACUGAUGAUGUGUUUGCUUGCUUUGCUACCCCUGCCGUUAUGUGGCGUCUUCUGUCAGUAGAGCAUGAAGACUUUUUAACAGUAGCAGAAUCCCUGAAGAAAGAGUUUGACAGCCCAGAAACGUCAGACCUAAAGUUCCGUGUGGAUGGAAAAUACAUCCAUGUCCACAAAGCUGUUCUGAAAAUCAGGUGUGAACACUUCAGAACCAUGUUCCAGUCAUACUGGAAUGAGGAUAUGAAGGAAGUGAUAGAAAUAGACCAAUUUUCUUACCCUGUGUAUCGUGCCUUUCUUGAGUACUUAUAUACAGACAGUGUUGACCUUCCGCCUGAAGAUGCAAUAGGACUUCUGGAUUUGGCUACUUCAUACUGUGAAAAUAGACUGAAAAAACUUUGUCAACACAUUAUCAAGAGAGGAAUUACUGUGGAAAAUGCAUUUUCAUUGCUCUCUGCUGCUGUCAGAUAUGAUGCAGAGGACUUAGAAGAGUUCUGCUUUAAGUUUUGUGUCAAUCACUUGACAGAAGUGACACAAACUACUGCAUUUUGGCAAAUGGAUGGUCCCCUGCUAAAAGAGUUCAUCGCUAAAGCCAGUAAAUGUGGAGCCUUCAAGAACUGAAAGUUCCAGAUGUCUGCAGGGUUUUUGCAGUAACAACAGGACAUCAUAACCGUACUGGUAAAAGCAAGUGUUACCUGGUCUCUUGACGUGAAGAAAUCAAGGACUCCUUUCAGUUUCCCAUGUUUUGCAAGUAUCCAGGCACAGAGCCGGGACAGCUGACCCAGACUGGCCCAUGGAAUGUUCCGUACUGUAACAUUGUGCUCGGUAUAGAAAUGGGAAUGUGGCCAGGGGUAGGCAACCCAGGUUCUGUGUUCAAUGUUCCACUCGCUGUGAUCUCUGCACUCGCUGCUGUUGCUGUGCUCGCUGGAAUCGCUGCUUGGUACAGGCUAAUCAUCAGGCGGUGAGAAGUUGUUUUAAUAUUCUUUUAUAUAUGUAUAAUUAUCAUUAUUCUUCUUUUAUCGUUUUAUUAAAAGUGUCUUCAUCUCAACUGACAAGUUUUCCUUUUCAUUUCCAGUUCUUGUCCCCAUCCAACCGGAGGGCAGGGGCAAGGGGUAAGAGAGCAGCUAAGGGAGGGCUAAAGUACAUUAGUACGAUGCUCAAAGAAGGGGGCAAAAUAGUAUAUCCUCACAACCUAUGCAAGUGCCUUGGAAGAAAGGGGUAGCUAGCAAAUCUAACUGGAAUUAAAUCUCUAUAUUUGGGUAUACCUUAAUGUAAGUUGUAAUUUGCACUCUGAGUAAUCUAUUCAAGCGAUAUUUAUAAUGAUUAAUGGGAAAAAAUCCCUCUCUUGUGACUUCAGAUGACAUUGGCUCUCUUAUAGGGGAAGAGAAAUGCUGUUGUGAAAGUGUGGGGCCGGUUGCAUUUAAGUGUUGUAUAAAUUUAAACUACAUGCAAUAAAAUGCACUGUUUAGUACCUGUUCACUAGUGAACUUCACUAGUGACCUUAUCACUGUCCACAGCUGCCUGAAAGGAGAUUAUGGAGAGGUGGGUGUUGGUCUCUUCACCCAGGUGAUAGGAUGAGAGGGAGUGGCCUCAAGCUGCACCAGGGAGCUUCAGUUGGGAUGUUAGGAACCUAAACCUCUUCACUGAAAGGGUCAUCAGGCACUGGCACAGGCUGCAAGGAAGGUGGUUAAGUUGCUCUUCCUGGGUGUGUUUGAAAGACAGGUAGAUGAUGUGCUUAGAGAGGUGAUUUAGUGGUGGACAGGUACGGUUGGACUUGAUGAUUUCUAGGGGUCUUCUCCAACCUGGGGAUUCUGUGAUUCACGAUUCUAAGAUUCUCUGGACUUUGUCCUGGUUUCAGCUGGGAUAGAGUUAAUUUUCUUUGUAGUAGGUGUGUGUGUAGUGCUGUAUUUUGGAGUGAGGAUGAGAAUAAUGUCAGUAACACUGAUCUCAUAGUUGCUGCUGAGCACUGCUCACCCUAAGCCAUGGCCUUUCCAGCUUCCCAGUGCCCUGCCAGUGAUAGGCUGGGGAUGGACGAGGAGCUGUCCUGGCUGUGUCCCCUCCCAGCCAACCACAGGCGUGUUCUGUACCAUGUGAAGUCUUUUUAACAAUAGAACAUGGGGGAGUUGGCCGAGUGGCAGCAGCUGCUGCUCAGGAACUGGCUGGGCAUCCGUCAGCAAGUGGUGAGCAGUUGAGUU